AAACACACUGUCUACUUUGAGCUUAGCCAAGUAAUAUGGCAACUUCACAAUUUGUAAAUUGUUGUUUCUUGAUUUCAUUGAUCUUCUUUGCAUUUGCUUCAAACCAUGCAAAUGGGAAAGAACUCAAAGUAGGUUUUUACCACAAAAAAUGUCCUCAUCUCGAGUUGAUAGUGAAGGAAGUUAUUGAUGAUGUUAUUUCCAGAGUCCCAAGUCUCGCUGCUCCUUUGCUGAGAAUGCACUUUCACGAUUGUUUCGUUAGGGGUUGUGAUGGCUCGGUUCUGUUGGAUUCCCCAACUAAACAAGCUGAGAAGGAUGCAAUUCCAAAUUUAAGCCUUAGAGGAUUUCAAAUUAUUGAUAAAGUGAAGACUGCAGUAGAAAAAUCCUGCCCUGGGAUAGUUUCCUGUGCCGAUAUUGUUGCCCUAGUAGCUAGAGAUGUCACAGUUGCGGUCAAGGGACCAUUCUGGGAAGUUGAAACUGGGAGAAGAGAUGGAAGGGUCUCAAAUAUUACUGAAGCCUUAUUUAAUUUAAUUCCUCCAUUUGCAAAUAUAACAUCAUUGAAACAAGGAUUCUUGCAAAGGGGAUUAAGUGUCAAGGACCUAGUAGUAUUAUCAGGUUCUCACACAAUUGGAAUAUCUCAUUGCUCAUCAUUCAACAAUCGUCUAUACAACUUCACUGGGAAAGGAGAUACAGAUCCUUCUUUGGAUCCAAACUAUAUAAAAAGAUUGAAAAUGAAAUGUUCUCCAACUGACCAAAACUCCAUUGUAGAGAUGGAUCCAGGAAGUGUUAGAACAUUUGAUACAUCUUACUAUAAUCUUGUAGCAAAAAGAAGAGGACUUUUUACGUCCGAUUCUGCUUUGCUUGAUGAUAAAGAAACCAAAGGUUAUCUCAAAGAACAAGCACUUAACCAUGGUUCAACAUUUUUUAAGGAUUUUGGUGAAUCUAUGGUUAAAAUGGGAAGGAUUCAAGUACUCACUGGUACUCAAGGUGAAAUUAGAAAAGUGUGUUCAAAGAUCAACUAAAAAAAGCAAAAUUAUUGCAUGUCUAGUGGGGUUUUUUUCUCUUGAUUUUUGAGAAUUGUUUCUAUUUUUUCUUUGAUUAUUUGAGUAAUAUAUUUGUCCUUCAAACAUAUGAGAGUUUAGUGGUUCUUUUGUUGAAGUUAUGAAAAUAAUUUGUUGUGUGAGAAAAGUGGAAACUUUGAUAUUUUUGUUCUAAUUUAUUGAUGAUAUGUUUAUGAA
Molecule: messenger RNA, 1235 nt
Organism: Nicotiana attenuata
Lineage: Eukaryota; Viridiplantae; Streptophyta; Magnoliopsida; Solanales; Solanaceae
Product: peroxidase 27-like
Exons: 4
Coding region: 36-1019 (327 amino acids)
Biological process (GO): hydrogen peroxide catabolic process; response to oxidative stress
Cellular component (GO): plant-type cell wall; plasmodesma
Molecular function (GO): peroxidase activity; heme binding
Source: RefSeq, a predicted model, not a curated record